AGAUGAUUUAUUGAUGUGAUUAUUUGUGCUUCAUUUGUUUAUUCAAGGAAACGGAUUCAUUCAAAUAUUACUUAAUGUUAAGAUAUUUCUCACAUUUUUUUCACCAAGCGGUCAAGUCAACGAGGCCAAACCAAUGCUUCGCAAAGCAGUCUGCCCGCGUGUCAGUGAGCAUGACAUCAUCCAUAUGUGUCCGUUAAGUCUUCAACACGAGCACGUGAGUCAUGGGGGUGCUUUACCUGCCACUGCUAACAAGAUUUCCCUCAUUAAGUGCUAAUCCACACAGCAGAGUUGAGGGGUGGCGAAGAAGAAGACUGGUCGAUUCGUCAAGUGUAGACACUACAAGGGGAAUGAACGGACAAGAGACAGGUUUACAGCUUCAUUAAUUGAUAGUUGUAAAAGUGUUUGGCAGAUGGAAGCUAAAGCUUUUUAUUAGGAUCACAUAUCUGCGGUAGGCCCACCAUCCCAGCUUUGACAACCUACUUGCAUCGAAUGGUCUCCACCUGACUCAUUACCGUUCGAGGGCAUGGACAGAUUCCCUCAUGUGACUUGUUGCAAUCAAGCAACAUGUCUGAAGUAAAGCACAACUCGAGGCUCCAUCAAUAAGUGUGAAUAUAUGUAGUAUGGAAUCCGUGGGGCGAGUGAAGAAGUCUCUGCGUGCGCCCAUCAAGAGACUUACCAGCUGUGUGAGCACCAUGAGCAAAAGGAAGUUGUGCGCCAAACGCUGGAACCACAGAGCUAGAGGUACCAGAGGAAGAGGAGGUUACGACAAAAAAAGGAAUGUCCCUCUUCGACGAACCCCCGUCAAAUAUCCGUCAGUACUUCGCUCCUACCAGGCCGACUUGGAGAAGGAGAGAAAGCUGCGUGAAGCCACGAAUGCUCAGAAAAAUGCCGAGAGAGCGGCCAUGAGGGCUCACUUCAGGAGAAAAUAUCAACUGGCAGAGAACUCCAAGGACACCAACCACCUGAGAUGCGCCGGCGGCAAGGUGUCGCUCCCCCGCGAGCUCUCCAAGCUGGUACGUCCCGACAACAAGAUGAAGGAUGACAGCUUUAAUCUGCUCAACGCCUUCCAAGGUCUCCGCUUGGGAACACUGACGGGGUCCAAAAACAGCAAAUACGCCACCACCGCCACACCCCGGAGAGGGCGUGCUUGUCAAGUCAUGUGACUGACUCAUUGUAUU
Molecule: messenger RNA, 1178 nt
Organism: Corythoichthys intestinalis (scribbled pipefish)
Lineage: Eukaryota; Metazoa; Chordata; Actinopteri; Syngnathiformes; Syngnathidae
Product: complexin-3-like
Exons: 5
Coding region: 621-1163 (180 amino acids)
Biological process (GO): neurotransmitter transport; synaptic vesicle exocytosis; regulation of neurotransmitter secretion
Cellular component (GO): SNARE complex; terminal bouton
Molecular function (GO): syntaxin binding
Source: RefSeq, a predicted model, not a curated record